ACGCUCAGAGGAGGACGAGAGGCAGAGGCACAGGCACCAUCUGCAGUGUCAAUGCGGCGCUCCCGCUGAAGGAGGCAAAAGCGGCGCUUCCAGGGAGCAUCUCCUCCUGAGUCCUGGCCCUCCGAGGGGACCCUUGUGCCGAGUGCUGCCGUGCCGCAAGGACCUGUUUCUGAAAUGAAAGCCAUGCCUUGGAACUGGACUUGCCUUCUCUCCCAUCUCUUGAUGGUGGGGAUGGGCUCCUCCACUCUGCUCCCCCGGCAACCCCCACCACCGUCCCCGAAGCGGUCUUUUGUCACAUUCCGUGGGGAACCAGCCGAGGGUUUCAACCACCUGGUGGUGGACGAGAGGACAGGGCACAUUUACUUGGGGGCCGUCAACCGGAUCUACAAGCUCUCCAGUGACCUGAAGGUCUUGGUGACCCACCAGACAGGGCCAGAUGAGGACAACCCCAAGUGUUACCCACCCCGCAUCGUCCAGACGUGUAACGAGCCACUGACCACCACCAACAAUGUCAACAAGAUGCUCCUGAUAGACUACAAGGAGAACAGGCUCAUCGCCUGUGGGAGCCUUUACCAAGGCAUCUGCAAGCUUCUCAGGCUUGAGGACCUCUUCAAGCUGGGGGAGCCCUUCCACAAGAAGGAACACUACCUGUCGGGAGUCAACGAGAGCGGCUCCGUCUUUGGAGUGAUCGUCUCCUACAGCAACCUGGACGACAAGCUCUUCAUCGCCACGGCGGUGGACGGGAAGCCGGAGUACUUCCCUACCAUCUCCAGCCGGAAGCUGACCAAGAACUCGGAGGCAGACGGCAUGUUCGCUUAUGUUUUCCACGAUGAAUUUGUGGCCUCGAUGAUUAAGAUCCCUUCGGAUACCUUCACUGUCAUCCCCGACUUUGAUAUCUACUACGUCUAUGGCUUUAGCAGUGGCAAUUUUGUCUACUUUUUGACCCUCCAGCCUGAGAUGGUGUCUCCACCAGGCUCCACCACCAAGGAACAGGUCUAUACCUCCAAGCUCGUGAGGCUCUGCAAGGAGGACACGGCCUUCAACUCCUAUGUGGAGGUGCCCAUCGGCUGUGAGCGCGGCGGGGUAGAGUACCGCCUGCUGCAGGCUGCCUACCUGUCCAAAGCCGGCGCCGUGCUCGCCCGGACUCUCGGAGUCCGUCCGGAGGAUGACCUCCUUUUCACUGUCUUCUCCAAGGGCCAGAAGCGGAAAAUGAAAUCCCUGGACGAGUCUGCCCUGUGCAUCUUUAUCUUGAAGCAGAUCAACGAUCGCAUUAAGGAGCGGCUGCAAUCCUGCUAUCGUGGGGAGGGUACACUAGACCUAGCCUGGCUCAAGGUGAAGGACAUUCCCUGCAGCAGCGCGCUCUUAACCAUUGAUGAUAAUUUCUGUGGCCUGGAUAUGAAUGCCCCCCUGGGCGUGUCGGAGAUGGUGCGCGGCAUUCCCGUCUUCACGGAGGACAGGGACCGCAUGACUUCUGUCAUCGCAUAUGUCUACAAGAACCACUCUCUGGCCUUCGUGGGCACCAAAAGCGGCAAGCUGAAGAAGAUACGGGUGGAUGGGCCCAGGGGCAACGCGCUCCAGUAUGAGACGGUGCAGGUGGUAGAGCCCGGCCCAGUCCUCCGGGAUAUGGCCUUCUCCAAGGACCACGAGCAGCUCUACAUCAUGUCAGAAAGGCAGCUCACCAGAGUCCCUGUGGAGUCCUGCGGUCAGUAUCGGAGUUGCAGCGAGUGUCUGGGCUCCGGCGACCCCCACUGCGGCUGGUGUGUGCUCCACAACACGUGCACCCGGAAGGAGCGCUGUGCGCGGUCCAGAGAGCCCCGCAGGUUUGCCUCUGAGAUGAAGCAGUGCGUCCGGCUGACCGUCCAUCCCAGCAACAUCUCUGUUUCCCAGUACAAUGUCCUGCUGGUCCUAGAGACAUACAAUGUCCCGGAGCUGUCAGCUGGUGUCAACUGCACCUUUGAGGACCUGUCAGAGACGGACGGGCUGGUGGUGGGCAAUCAGAUCCAGUGCUACUCCCCAGCAGCCAAGGAGGUACCCCGGAUAAUCACCGAGAACGGGGACCACCAUGUCGUCCAGCUGCAGCUCAAGUCAAAGGAGACAGGCAUGACCUUUGCCAGCACCAGCUUUGUCUUCUACAAUUGCAGCGUCCACAAUUCGUGCCUGUCCUGCGUUGAGAGCCCAUACCGAUGCCACUGGUGCAAAUACCGGCACGUCUGUACCCAUGACCCCAAGACUUGCUCCUUCCAGGAAGGCCGAGUCAAGCUGCCAGAGGACUGCCCCCAGCUGCUGCGAGUGGACAAGCUCCUGGUGCCGGUGGAGGUGAUCAAGCCCAUCACUCUGAAGGCCAAGAACCUCCCGCAGCCGCAGUCCGGGCAGCGCGGGUACGAAUGCAUUCUCAACAUCCAGGGCGUGGAGCAGAGGGUGCCCGCCCUGCGCUUCAACAGCUCCAGCGUGCAGUGCCAGAACACCUCCUAUUCCUAUGAAGGGAUGGAGAUCAACAACCUGCCGGUGGAGCUGACGGUCGUGUGGAACGGGCACUUCAACAUUGACAACCCAGCUCAGAACAGAGUUCACCUCUAUAAGUGCGGAGCCAUGCGGGAGAGCUGCGGGCUGUGCCUCAAGGCGGACCCGGACUUCCAGUGCGGCUGGUGCCAGAGCCAGGGCCAGUGUACCCUGCGGCAGCACUGCCCCGUGCAUGAGAGCCAGUGGCUGGAGCUGUCGGGCGCCAACAGCAGGUGCACCAACCCUCGCAUCACAGAGAUAAUCCCAGUGACAGGUCCCCGGGAAGGGGGCACCAAAGUCACCAUCCGAGGGGAGAACCUGGGCCUGGAAUUCCGGGACAUCGCUUCCCACGUCAAGGUGGCCGGUGUGGACUGCAGCCCCUUGGUGGAUGGCUACAUCCCUGCAGAACAGAUCGUGUGUGAGAUGGGGGAGGCCAAGCCCAGCCAGCACGCAGGCUUUGUGGAGAUCUGUGUGGCCGUGUGUCGCCCCGAGUUCAUGGCCCGGUCCUCACAACUCUAUUACUUCAUGACGCUGACUCUCUCGGACCUGAAGCCCAGGCGGGGGCCCAUGUCUGGGGGCACCCAAGUGACCAUCACGGGUACCAACCUGAACGCGGGCAGCAACGUGGUGGUGAUGUUUGGGAAGCAGCCCUGCCUUUUCCACAGACGCUCUCCGUCCUACAUCGUCUGCAACACCACAUCCUCAGAGGAGGUGCUGGAAAUGAAGGUGAUGGUGCAAGUGGACAAGGCCAGUAUCCACCAGGACCUGUUCUUCCAGUACGUGGAGGACCCCACCAUCGUGCGCAUCGAGCCGGAGUGGAGCAUCGUCAGUGGAAACACCCCCAUCGCCGUGUGGGGGACUCACCUGGACCUCAUACAGAACCCCCAGAUCCGGGCCAAGCAUGGAGGGAAGGAACACAUCAAUCUCUGUGAGGUUCUGAAUGCUACUGAGAUGACCUGCCAGGCUCCGGCUCUUGCUCUGGGACCCGACCAUCAGUCCGACCUGACCGAGAGGCCUGAGGAGUUCGGCUUCAUCCUGGACAAUGUCCAGUCCCUGCUAAUCCUCAAUAAGACCAACUUCACUUACUACCCCAACCCUGUGUUCGAGGCCUUUGGGCCCUCAGGAAUCCUGGAGCUCAAGCCCGGCACGCCCAUCAUCCUGAAGGGCAAGAACCUGAUCCCCCCCGUGGCUGGGGGCAACGUGAAGCUGAACUACACCGUGCUGGUCGGGGAGAAGCCAUGUGCCGUGACGGUGUCCGACGUGCAGCUGCUCUGCGAGUCCCCCAACCUCAUCGGCAGGCACAAAGUGAUGGCCCGCGUCGGGGGCAUGGAGUACUCCCCGGGGAUGGUGUAUGUCGCCCCAGACAGCCCGCUCAGCCUGCCCGCCAUCGUCAGCAUCGCCGUGGCCGGCGGCCUCCUGGUCAUCUUCAUCGUUGCCGUCCUCAUCGCCUACAAACGCAAGUCCCGCGAGAGUGACCUCACGCUGAAGCGGCUGCAGAUGCAGAUGGACAACCUGGAGUCGCGCGUGGCGCUAGAGUGCAAAGAAGCUUUUGCCGAGCUGCAGACAGACAUCCACGAGCUGACCAGUGACCUGGACGGAGCCGGGAUCCCCUUCCUGGACUACAGAACCUACACCAUGCGGGUGCUGUUCCCCGGGAUCGAAGACCACCCAGUGCUCCGGGACCUCGAGGUUCCGGGCUACCGGCAGGAGCGCGUGGAGAAGGGCCUGAAGCUCUUCGCGCAGCUCAUCAACAACAAGGUGUUCCUGCUGUCCUUCAUCCGCACGCUGGAGUCUCAGCGCAGCUUCUCCAUGCGCGACCGCGGCAACGUGGCGUCGCUCAUCAUGACGGUGCUGCAGAGCAAGCUGGAGUACGCCACCGACGUGCUGAAGCAGCUGCUGGCCGACCUCAUCGACAAGAACCUGGAGAGCAAGAACCACCCCAAGCUGCUUCUCAGGAGGACUGAGUCAGUGGCCGAAAAGAUGUUGACCAACUGGUUCACUUUCCUGCUCUACAAGUUCCUCAAGGAGUGUGCCGGGGAGCCCCUGUUCUCGCUCUUCUGUGCCAUCAAGCAGCAGAUGGAGAAGGGGCCCAUCGACGCCAUCACGGGAGAGGCCCGCUACUCUCUGAGUGAGGAUAAGCUCAUCCGCCAGCAGAUCGACUACAAAACCCUGGUCCUGAGCUGUGUCAACCCAGACAGUGCCAACAGCCCCGAGGUCCCCGUGAAGAUCCUCAAUUGCGACACCAUUACUCAGGUCAAGGAGAAAAUUCUGGACGCCAUCUUUAAGAAUGUGCCCUGCUCACACCGGCCCAAGGCUGCAGACAUGGACCUGGAGUGGCGACAAGGAAGCGGGGCGAGGAUGAUCCUGCAGGAUGAAGACAUCACCACCAAAAUUGAGAAUGACUGGAAGAGACUAAACACCCUGGCCCACUACCAGGUGCCAGACGGUUCUGUGGUGGCUUUAGUGUCCAAACAGGUGACAGCCUACAAUGCAGUGAACAACUCCACCGUCUCCAGGACCUCGGCGAGUAAAUACGAAAACAUGAUGCGGCACACGGGCAGCCCCGAUAGCCUCCGCUCGCGCACACCCAUGAUCACCCCCGACUUGGAGAGCGGAGUGAAGAUGUGGCAUCUGGUGAAAAACCACGAGCACGGGGACCAGAAGGAGGGUGACCGGGGGAGCAAGAUGGUGUCCGAGAUCUAUCUGACGCGUCUCCUGGCCACAAAGGGCACCCUGCAGAAGUUCGUGGACGACCUUUUCGAGACCAUCUUCAGCACGGCACACCGGGGCUCCGCCCUGCCCCUGGCCAUCAAGUACAUGUUCGACUUCCUGGACGAGCAAGCCGACAAGCAUGGCAUUCAUGACCCCCAUGUCCGCCACACCUGGAAGAGCAACUGCCUGCCCCUGCGGUUUUGGGUCAACAUGAUCAAGAACCCGCAGUUCGUGUUCGACAUCCAUAAGAACAGCAUCACGGACGCCUGCCUCUCCGUGGUGGCCCAGACCUUCAUGGAUUCCUGCUCUACGUCCGAGCACCGGCUGGGCAAGGACUCCCCCUCCAACAAGCUGCUCUAUGCCAAGGACAUCCCCAGCUACAAGAACUGGGUAGAGAGGUACUACUCGGACAUCGGGAAGAUGCCGGCCAUCAGCGACCAGGACAUGAACGCGUACCUGGCGGAGCAGUCCCGGAUGCACAUGAAUGAAUUCAAUGCCAUGAGCGCGCUCUCGGAGAUCUUCUCCUACGUGGGCAAGUACAGCGAGGAGAUCCUCGGACCUCUGGACCACGAUGACCAGUGCGGAAAGCAGAAACUGGCCUACAAACUAGAACAAGUCAUAACCCUCAUGAGCUUAGACAGCUGAGAACCGUCCUUCCAGGGCCCCUGGGGGGAGGGACACACCAAGCCGUGCCUCAGUCUAGAUUUUCAUCUUUACCAAGUGCAAGUUCCAACUGGCGUCAGCAGCAUCCCCUGAGCAGCGCUGUCUCUCUCCGCCUCUUUCUGUCUCUCCCUCCUCCCUGCCUCUCUUCUCUCUCUGGGGCUCUGCCAGGGCGAUCCAACCAGGCCACCGCCCCUCAGCAAGUCCCAGAGGGCCAGGCUCCCAUGGGGACCCGGCCAGAAGAUGAGAGAGGGGCUCUCUUUCCCGGCUGAGCGCAGACAUCAGCAGCGGGGCCCGGGGACGGAGGACAAGCCACGGAGAGAGGAUGCUCCUCCACCUCCCACGCUGGGCCGAACCUUGGUCUAGGGAAGAGGCAAUGAGCUCAGUAUUAUCUUCAUUGGGAAGACAUCACCUGGCUCUCUUCUGUCCCCCGUUUCCAUCUCCAAGGGGAUCCACCAGGGUGUGGUCCCGUUGCAAGUGUGAGAAGAAAGGCCACAGCUCCUGCACAUGGCGGAUGGGAGUUGGGAGGUGUUUUUCGAGCCACCUCUCACCUGUUGCGUUGGCAUCCAGAGGCCACCUUUUCCCCCUGCGGUCUUCUUGGAGUCCUUCCAAGUGCUCCUCAGGACCUGCCUGCUCCAGCCCCUCUCCAGCCUGUGGAAAGCCAGACAGGAGACACAGCAGUUACAUGCCACCGCAGAACCCUCCUGACCUUCUAGUCUGGCUCCGAGCAGCAGAAACGUCCCACAGAAGGGGAGAAAGGGAAAGAGAGUCACACCCACCCUGGAAGCAGAAUGUGUUGUUUUCCAUUCACCCCCAAAUGCAAAUGAAGCACGUCUAUAGUCCUAGGCCUCAUCCAUUGCCAGAUCCUCGAUGCUGUCUAGAGAAAGUACCGGCAUUCUCCUUGGUCAGCGCUCAUCUAGGGUCAGUGGAAAACGCAGAGUACAUCCAGGAGAUCCUACCUCCGGCCGCCUUCACUGGCUCCAUCCCCAGCACCCCUUCUGAGAACUCUAUAGAAGGCUGGGGCGGACAGCCAAGCCCCUGUCCCCCUGCAGAGCCCUAUGCCAUUGCUAUGCAGAUGACCUCGUCACUGGACUCUCCAGACCUCCUUGGCAAUGACUCCUUUACCAUCUGCUGCCUCUUUAGUCACUGCCUUUGCCUCACCUCCUCCCCAGUCAUCGCAGAGAGAACCACACUCAAGCCCAGCCCCACGGAGACAAACCAAAACGCCAGCCACACUCAGCCCCCAGCUCGCCAUGUCUGGGAGGGACCAAGGACUCAAGCUGAAGGACCUAGCCGACAACGUAAGAAGAGACAUACAGCAGACCUCAGCCCCGGCAUCUGUCUCUCCACCUGUCCUUCCAAUCUCUGGCUCUCUCAUUUCAGGCCAAUGUGUGCUCAGACAUGGGUGAGCAGGGGCUGUGGUAAGAGACAGUCUCAUGGAAGGUCAUGGAAACCUGAAUCCUGAAGGGACUUGAGUUGCCACCGGGCCCAGUUUCCCACCCUAAGCGGGAUUCUCUCCUGGCAGCUCUGGUGGCUAAUUGUCCAUGGCUCUGGGAGACAAGGAGAAGCAUCGUCCAAGGUGUGGUUGGGAGAGAGGAUUCCGGUCUUGCCUUCGCUCCCUGAGCUUCAGACAUGCAUCCCUGUCAUCCUCUCCAAGUGAGCCCCAGUUGGAACGGGGAAGGAACCACUCCAUUUCCAGCAAAGCCCAGGGAGCACCCUAUACUUUCAGGAACCUGGCCCCUUUGGAUAGGAGUAUGUGUGUGUGUGAGCUUGCGUGCACAUGUGCAUGUGAGUGUGUGUGUGUGUGUGUGUGCGCACACACGUGUGCCCCAGGAGCAGGCAGAGAGCUCAAAAGGAUUUUUAGUCCUAUGGAGGGGACCCUCUAGUGAUUCCCAUCUCCUCCCUUGCUCAUUGGUUCUACAGCUUCAGGACAUGUCCACACUAGCUUUCUGUGCUAAGUGCAGGUGGGGGGAAGGAGAGACCUGUUCGCAGGAAGCCAGGGUGCUCUGUGGCCGCAGGAGGCCUGGACUCGACCAGAGGCCGGGUGGAAGGUGACCCACACCAGGGCAGCACGUGGCAUCAAGGAGAGGACAGAUGAGGACAAAACACCAGUAGCCUGGCCUCGGAAAGAGGAGAAUGGGGGAAAGAUACACAUCGAGGAGGAAAAAUAACCAAAGGUUUUGGUGAAUGAAGUGCCAGGGGAAGAAGCAUGGGCUUUCUACCCUUGACCCGUUUAUUUCCAACCGAGAAGCCCCGGGCCCCGACCAGAGAGGAAGCACGUGGGGGGCAGGUGGUGGAGGCACCAUGGCCGCUAAGAGAUAUUUGCACACAUGAGGGGUUGAGUUGGAGAGAGACACAAACAUAUUUAACACAGAUUCGCUGAGUGGAAGCUGAGUGUGUGUGUGUGUGUGUGUGUGUGAGAGAGAGAGAGUGCGCAUGUGUGAGUGAGUGUGUAUGAUUUAUUUUUUAAGUUUUGCACAGUUAGAAAAAAUGAACAGGCAGAAAAGAAGACUGUUAUCAUGGUUCUGCUGAAGCUUUUAUUUUUUACCGGAUUAUUAUUAUUAUUGUUAUUGUUCCUUUGUCGGUACAGAGCCACCCCACCCCCUGCCCUGCCCCUGCCCCUGCCCCGUUUUGUCAUAAGAGAAACUUCAGACACCUCAGAGAGACCUCAAUGUCAGGAAGAAAGAGGGGAGGACAGUCUCCUGCUUUCUUUUCUCCUGGAGAACCGGUUGGGGCAGAUUUUACUUUAAUUGCUAGGGUGGGGGUGGGGUGGUCGCUGCUGGCUUUUUCUUUUUUCUUUCUUUCUUUCUUUUCCCCGAAGUCUCUGAGGCCUGCUUGGGCUGGAGAAACAGGAUAGAAUCACCCAGAGCUGCAACCCGCCUUGCCCCACCAAAAAUUCUCUUUCCUUUCUCCUUUCGUUUUCCAUUUUUUCCACUUGGAUUCUUGGUACCCAUGUGAUUCAAAGUAAUCAGAAAGCUGUCUUUCACUCCCCGUGUUCUUUCCAAAACUCCCCUUGGGAUCCCGGUCUCCCCCUGGCAGGCCAGAGACCCCGAGAGCUGCCCCGAGGGGUAUGGGGGCCACCACACAGCAGAGAAGGGAGCUGGGCAAACUGGUCCUGGGGGAGGGAGGUCCCCUCAAGGUCUCCCUCCCCAGCAGGUUUGCCGGGUCAUAACUCUGUUUAAGGUGGAAUCUUUAUUUAACUUCUUGAGUCCCUGGAAGAGAGGACGAGAGAAAAGGCCCAUCUUGUCUCACCUGCCCCUUCAACCACCUCCUGCACCCUCUAGCCUUUGAGACCACCAGGCUCCUAAUGGCGCCGGGCGAUCACACAGAAUAACUGACCUAGGUUACAUGGGGAUUUUGAAUGUAGGAGAGAGAUGGGCUACAGCUGGGGUGGUCGGAGAGAAGGAGCUUUACAGGGUCCUGAAUUUAAAAGGACGGACGGGGAGAAGCUGAGACCGAUGGCUUCAGGUGGGUCAUUGCUCUCGGGGAGCACAGGUCUCCCCACGUGUGGGCUUUGCCAUUUUUCGUCCUUCCACAUAAGGGGAGACCCCAAUAUUUCUUGGUAAUGGCAAAGAGUGCCAGUAAGUGAAUAAGUGAAGUUGGCUACUGUGUCAGUUAAUUCCUCAGGAAAAUACUUUUUCUUGCCUUCUUUCAGUGUGGUUUUAAUUUGGGGCAGAGGACUGCCCGAGUGUCUCCAGGCCAGGGUAGGGUCACACCCCAGAGCAGCACGCACACCCAGAGUCCGCCCUAGAGCCUCCCUCUUGUAAGCCCGUUGGCCAAUGAGUCAAGCCUGAAAGGCGUGAGCAGGGCUGUGGUCUGGGAGGGGGGUCAUUGUCGAUGAUCCCAAAGUGAAGCAGACUAUCCAGGACUGUGCCGGGCAGGAGCGGGAGUCCACUCGGGCCCGGGCCUCUCCCCCCAGCCCUAGGCUAAUGUCGAGGUACUGUCCCAGCAGCCCCCCCCCCCGAGAUCCUUGUGCUCGUGUUCCCCUUGCAUGUCUGGCUUCUGAGAGCGUCCCUCCCCCGCAGAGGCGAGUGUGCCCCGUCGUCCCCCUCGUCCCCCUCGCCUGCAGCUGCUGCUCGCGGAGCCUCUGCCCCAAGGCUGCGUAUUUCCUGGUACAGGAGCCUCACACCUCACAGCACCCCCUCCCCGGGCAGCUUUAGGCCCCUGUCACCGUCCCAGCACUGCCUCCCUGAGAGAUUAGGGGCCCCAGUCCCACCUGGGCCCUGGGGAUCCCCCAGCAGAAGAGCCCCAAGCAAUGAUUUCCCAAGCAGCCUCCACUGCAAGAGGCAAGUCCUGCUGAUGUUUCCAGCACCCUCAAGCACCACGUGCUUUGCCCUAGAAGGGAAAGUCCUGUUUUCGGUCUGUCCCCUUUCUCAGGAAUUAGGGGACACUUCCUUUGGCUUCACAGGAUGUGAAGUCAACUACUUAACCUAGCAAGGGUUAAAGUUAAUUAUUCUUAAUCGAGAACAAACUUCCACCAAUCAGAAAGCAAGGACGGAGAGGAAGAGGCAGGGAGGCUCUGCGGGGGGGAGGCCCAGGGACACCCCUUUCGUGGCCCUUCCAGGGAUGAGCUGCCCCAACAAGCGGUCCCAGCAGGGGUCUGAAAGGCUUCCGAGAGGCAUGUCUAAGCAUACCCUCCAGGUACCAGAGUCCCCGGGAGAAGACCCUGCCCCAGGCCGAUCCUGGCUCCUUCCUGGCCUUUCCUCUUUCUUCUAGUUCACGUCAAGGACCUCCUGUCACUCCCCAUGCCUCCUGUCAACAUCCCAGACAGGUGACUGAGGGCCCCUGACUCUGCGACCCCUCCCUUUUUCUUUAACCUGUACCUGGACUGUCUACUUGAGGUUUGAGGUUUUUUGUUUGUCUAUGUUAAGCAUUGGAGAUUAAGGAAGGAGCCCAGGUCAAGUCCAAAUUGCUGAAAAGAAGAAAAAAACUCUUCACCUAUGACUUGCCAGGCCAGCCUUGGGGCUGAGGAGGGGGGCUCCCCCUGUUCUUAAAAAAUGGGUCAGGAUGUUGCCCAGGCGUGGUCAUGGCUGCUAAUAUUUGUGGUGCUUCCCGGGCACCUCUGAUGGCUAGAGCCGCGAUGCUGCCUCUCUCCUCCCACGGAUGUGGCCAGUGAGAGCCGUUACAGAGCGGGAAGCUGAGGCACAGCCAUGGGACAGGCCAGAGACGCAGCUGCAGGGAAAGGCUGGGAAGCCAGGAGCCUCUGUCCUCAUGGUUCCAAGAGUGGCAAAGCCCCUCCGCCAGAAAACCGAGAACAAGACUGUUCCUUCCAUUCACAAAGGAAUCUCUAUAGUAAAAGUUUCAGACUUUGAAGAGAGACUUUUGUUUUUAAUUAACAAGUCUUUGCUCCCUGACAAAAUUGUUUUCGUUUUAAUGAGGGGGAGGAUCCAACUUUAUAAAACAUACAGGAUGUUUUGGUUGUAAAGGUGAUACAACUUUAACAGUAGAGUCCCAGUUAAAUUUUGUGAGGAGACAGGUGACUACCCCAGCUAAGCAAAGCUACUAAACAAAACAAGAUCCCUAAUAAAUGAAAAGAGGUUUCUGUCCUCAUUGGCAGAGAUAGUGGCGUGGCGGGGGGGCAUAUGCCGUCCGUCGGGUGUGCCCCACCUUCCCUUCUCCUCACCCCCCUUUUGCGUUGUCCAGCCUUGGCUCUCUGGGCCACCCCAGUGUUGCUGAGCCCCUCUGCAGUCCCGAUCAGCUUCCCUCAAACUGGAGGGACUCCCAGUUCAGGAUUGGUCAGGGAGAGACGCAGUCCCCUCCCCUGAGAGGGCAAACGCUCAUGGCAAAUAGACCCGUUCUAUGCAGCUCACCUUCCGUUUCUUUAGAACUGGAAUUCGUUCUUUUGUUAGUACCUUUGAUCUUAUGACUCAAGCACAUUUUGGAAGGGCUCCCUUCCGAGAGUGGGAUUCAAAACAGAGGAUACAGUUAAAGAGCCACACAAAGGACACAACCAAGCACGACCGCUUCCCAGACAGGACCAACAGAUGAGGGUCAGGCCCAUGACUGAGAUGCACUAUGUGUCUCAUGUGCCGCCCUUCCUCCUCCCUCCCCUGAUGUUCUUCCCAGCUGUUGGCUCGUUAAACCUUCCGUUCUUUAAAAAGAAAAGCUAGUUUACCUCAAAGAAUCUUGUUUCCAUUUGGAAACCAAUGACUUUGUGUUUUAGAGUAGAUGACGCUCCCCCCCCCCAUCACUCCCUGCCUCAGUCUGGCAUCCCUGAGGCCUGAGGUCCUUGCUUGGUCAUGCCAUGGCAGUGCUGACCCAGAACAAGACCUCCCAAACCCUGACAUGGACAGGAAGGAGUGGGUGCAGCUGGCCUCCCCCCCCCGCCCCGCCCCCAUUAGAGCUGGUAAGGACCAGCCCACCUCUUCCAGCAGGGUCCUGCCCAGGCACCACCGUGACCAGCAACUCCAGUGUACCACCCACAGAGAAUGGCUCAGUGAGCCGAGGCAUAAGGGGAGCAGUGUCUGGCCUGGUUACAUGACCCAGAGUCAAGUCCAAUGCUAGAGGGAAGAGGAGAAACAGGGAAGGAUGCAUGGGUGGUCUGAGGAACAGGCAGAGGCCUUUGAGUCUCAGUAAGAGGAUGUUGAAGGAAGUAGGGCAGGUCACUCCUGCUCUGGUCACCCCCCUCCAGCCCCAGCCCACCUCUGACUCCAUAAAGCUCCCACCUUGAACACUGACCCUUGGUUAGGACAAAGCAAAACAUAUCUUUAGACAACAGUGUUACAAUGAGCCUCAAAGAUAGGUGGAUGGAAUCUAUUAGAGGAAGAGGGUCUUCUGGUUUUGAUUUUUAACGAAGAGUAUCCUAGUAAGGUUAAAAAAAAAAA
Messenger RNA from Mustela erminea (ermine), 12695 nucleotides. RefSeq names its product plexin A4 (gene PLXNA4). Gene Ontology annotation, biological process: regulation of cell shape; negative regulation of cell adhesion; semaphorin-plexin signaling pathway involved in axon guidance. Gene Ontology annotation, molecular function: semaphorin receptor activity; protein binding. The transcript is spliced from 32 exons. The record is from RefSeq and is a predicted model, not a curated record. NCBI's taxonomy places the organism in Eukaryota, Metazoa, Chordata, Mammalia, Carnivora, Mustelidae. Gene Ontology annotation, cellular component: semaphorin receptor complex. Bases 175 to 5856 code for a protein of 1893 amino acids.